AUGGCUGGUCCCACCAAGGUCAAGGAAGUACAGUCCUUCCUUGGGUUUGCAAAUUUCUUACAUGGGUUUGUCACAAACUUCAGUCAUAUAGCCCAGCCCCUGCAUAACCUAAGAAGGACAUGCCAUGGAAUGGAAGAAAGGGAACAGGAGGCUUUUCAAGGUUUAAAGGAUGCCAUCACCAUGCCCCAGUACUUUGUCAUGCCAAUCCCUCCAAACAAUAUUUCCUGGAAACCAAUGUGUCAGGUGCAGCCCUUGGCUCAAUACUUAGCCAACAACAGGAGGAUGGCUGUCUCCACCCCCUGGGGUUUUUGUCAGAAUCAUUUAAGGGUGCCAAACAAAAAUUACAACACCCAUGAUAAAGAACUCUUGACCAUCAUCCAAUCAUUUGAACACUGGCACAUAUUCCUGGAAGGAACCUUAUAUCCAAUCAUGGUAUUCACAGACCAUAGAAACCUGGAGUAUUGA
Rhizoctonia solani is the source of this 465-nucleotide messenger RNA. Its product is annotated as Retrotransposable element Tf2 protein. The transcript has a single exon. Lineage: Eukaryota; Fungi; Basidiomycota; Agaricomycetes; Cantharellales; Ceratobasidiaceae. The record is from RefSeq and is a predicted model, not a curated record. Bases 1 to 465 code for a protein of 154 amino acids.